Messenger RNA from Macrosiphum euphorbiae (potato aphid), 378 nucleotides. The record is from the annotation of a GenBank genome assembly. Lineage: Eukaryota; Metazoa; Arthropoda; Insecta; Hemiptera; Aphididae.
AUGAACAUUGUCAAUCGGAUUAAACCGCAGUUUAACAAAUACGUCAUAGACGAGUAUGUUAAAUCCAAAAAUAUGGUCGUAUUACGUUUAUCGCCGUAUCAUUGUGAACUGAAUCCAAUUGAGCUGGCAUGGUCGUCUGUCAAAAGGUACAUCAAAAUGAAUAAUUCAACAUUUAAGCUACCCGAUGUCAAAAAGCUCGUUAUUGAAGGUGUCAAUGAAUGCGGCCCCGAAAAAUGGAAGAACUUCGUCAAUCACGUAAUUAACGAAGAAAAAAGAUUCUGGGACAUCGACUUUGUCGUGGAGGAAGUUAUGGAAAAUUUAGGUGAUUGUGUGAUGACAAUAACCGGUGACACAUCUUAUUCAGAUUCAGAUUAUUAA